Triticum turgidum subsp. durum (durum wheat) is the source of this 2232-nucleotide messenger RNA. The record is from the annotation of a GenBank genome assembly. Lineage: Eukaryota; Viridiplantae; Streptophyta; Magnoliopsida; Poales; Poaceae.
AUGGCGACACCCUCACAACCCCGGCUGUUGCCAUUGCUAACUCUGAAGUUCCUGCUACUCGCCGCGGCAGCAACUCUGUCUCUGUGGCAGGGUGGUGCCUGCGCUGAAGAGCAGCACCGGCUCAUCACGCUUGAGGGUUGCCAGGCCAUGUGCGGCAACAUCAGCGUCCCCUUCCCGUUCGGCAUGAAUCCAGGCUGCUUCGUCGAGGGCUUCCAGGUCACCUGCAACAACUCGUUCGACCCCCCUCGUCUCUUCCUUUACUACAACCGGACAGGACCGCGAACCUCAUUCAGCGAGAUGGGCGAGGCGGCGUACUCGACGCCGACGCCGGUCACGUCGGACCCGGCGCUGGAGAAGAGGUGGGAAGUGCCCGUGGAGCUCAUGGACAUAUCGGUCGCCAAGAGCGAGGCACGGGCUUACGGACUGGUGAGAUCCGACUGCAGCACGACUGCGCGCAACCACUUGCUCAAGCUUCAGUUUACGUGGUUAUAUCAGCCAUUCUACCUGUCAGAGAAGCGCAAUUUUCUCGUCGGUGUUGGCAGGGGCGUCAAAGCUAGGAUGAGCGACUACUUGCUGGGCUCCGCAAGCCCUGAUACGACAUGCUAUUCAAGCAUCGGACCUACCUGCGAGGACGCCUUUCCAAAAGGAAGCAUCCUCAACAGAUUUGGUGUGACGUUUCAGCCAGAUAAUAACACGUUUUGGGAAAGUUCACCCUGCCUCUACGGCAUGGUGGUGGAGAGCUCAUGGUACAACUUCUCUGAUGAGGACAUGCACGGCUACGAGGUGCUAUCCAACAAGUACUCGAGGGGCGUCCCCAUGGUGCUCGAUUUUGCCUUUAGGGACGGUUCAUGUCCGGGUGCGGACGGCUCUGUCCGUCCAGGCUACAGGUGCGUCAACGGCAACAGCUCCUGUGUCAAUGCAACCAGUGCCGAAGGCUAUUUCUGCAAGUGCUGGGAACAUUACGAUGGCAACCCUUAUGUUCCUAAUGGAUGCCAAGACAUCAACGAGUGCGAGCUCCGAGAACAAAAUCCUGAUCUCCGUGAUUUGUAUCCUUGCGACGGGAUCUGUAAGAACAGGCUGGGAGGCUAUGACUGUCGAUGCAAACCCGGAAUGAAAGGGGACGCCAUAAAAGGAACCUGCACGGAGAAACUCACCCUAGCAGCAAAAGUGACUGUGGGUAUUGCUGCCAUGAUUGUUGUCUUGGUCCUCAUGGUUAUGGUCCAUCAGCUACUAAAAUUUAGAAGGUUCUAUGAACAAAAUGGUGGUCCGGUACUAAAAGGUGUAAAGAAUAUAAGGAUCUAUACAAGGAAACAAAUUAAACAAAUGACAAAUAACUACAGGUGUGUAAUUGGAGAGGGCCACUUUGGUAAGGUUUAUCUUGGGACUCUCAAAGACAAAAAACAAGUUGCUAUAAAGAAGUCCAUCAAGGUUGACAAGCACAUGAAGCAGGAGUUCACCGAUGAGAUUAUAAUCCAAUCUGCAAUGAGGCACAAGAACAUUGUUAUGCUCAUAGGCUGCUGCUUAGAGCUGGAUGUUCCCAUGCUGGUGUAUGAGUUUGUAGCGAGAGGGAGUCUGUAUGAUGUUCUCUUCAAGUGCAGAGAUAAGAUUCUACUGGGUACACGAUUGCGGAUUGCCGUUGGAUCAGCCGAAGGCUUAACAUACAUGCAUUCAGCAGGGGAGAGUACAAUCCGUCAUGGUGAUGUUAAAUCUGCCAACAUCCUUCUGGAUGAAAAGUUCACCCCCAAAGUUUCAGACUUUGGGACAUCAAAGCUACUCGCGAGAGGAAAAGACGAGAUGACAGAACUUGUCAUUGGGGACAUGAGCUACAUAGAUCCAGUAUAUAUGGAACAAGGGAUCGUCACACAGAAGAGCGAUGUCUAUGGCUUCGGAGUUGUCCUCAUAGAGCUUAUCACAAGGAGGCCUGCAACAUAUGAUGCUGAGCGGAGCUAUGUUGCAAACUUUGUUGAAGCUUUUGUAGAAAAAAGAGCAAGAAGCUUUAUUGACAAUGAUAUUAAAAGCGAGGCGGAUAUCAAUCUAUUGGAAAUGGUUGGCGGAGUCGCAGUAGAUUGUCUAAAACCCAAUCCAGAAGAACGACAAGAUAUGAAACGAGUAGAGCACCGCCUCCUCGAGAUUGUUGCACAAUCUGAAGAUUAUAGUCAUGAGAGGAACUUCCAGGGAGGUAUUGGUCCGGCACCGGAUGAUGUUGCUUUGCUUAAAGCCUUGGGAGAGUGA